Cladophialophora psammophila CBS 110553 is the source of this 1686-nucleotide messenger RNA. RefSeq lists its product as uncharacterized. The record is from RefSeq and is a predicted model, not a curated record. NCBI's taxonomy places the organism in Eukaryota, Fungi, Ascomycota, Eurotiomycetes, Chaetothyriales, Herpotrichiellaceae. The coding region runs from base 1 to 1686 and encodes 561 amino acids. Gene Ontology annotation, molecular function: CoA-ligase activity. The transcript is spliced from 5 exons. Gene Ontology annotation, biological process: secondary metabolic process.
AUGCUGUUCAGGUCCAGAUAUCCCGAUAUUGAAUAUCCAACGGAUUUGACAGUAUGGGAAUGGGCUUUCGACGACGCAAGGUACUCGCCACUAUUUAACUUUCCACCCAACGAGAUCGCUGGCUUCACCAAUGCUGCCACACAGGAGCGGCUGGACUUCCUCCAAGUGAAGGAGCAUGCGACUCAUCUAUGUACAGCCUUGGUCAAAAGAUAUGGCUUGCAAGAGACAGAUACGGUCUCACUGUUUAGCCAGAAUACGAUAUGGUAUCCAGUAGCUAUGUUCGCUGUCUUGAGAGCAGGUGGAAGAGUCAACGGCGCAUCUCCUGCGUAUAACCCAGAUGAGAUGACAGGUGCUCUCAAGACGGCAGAAACCAAGUAUAUCAUGACAGUGCCCGGCUCCAUCAAAGUUGCCCUUGCAGCUGCAAAGGAAGCCAGGAUCCCCAAUGAGCGCAUCUUCUUAUUAGAAGGGGAGCUCGAGGGCUACACUACGAUGAAGCAGCUGUUAGAAAUUGGCGAGAGUUACGGCAAAGACGGGCAGAGCCCCGCCUAUCGCAUCCCAAAAGGCAGGACGAACGACGUUUGUGGUUUUCUGAAUUUUAGUAGCGGAACAACUGGCCUGCCAAAAGCGGUGAUGCUAUCCCACAAGAAUGUGAUUUCUCAAUGCCAACAGCUGAAGGACGUGGCAGGACCCGAGAAGAAGAGGUUCUUGGCUAGCCUACCCCUGUUCCACAUCAGUGGACUCGUGCGCUUCAUUAACUGGCCUAUCGCCGGUAACGACGAAUGCGUCAUGCUUCCACAAUUCACUAUGGAAGCCUUCCUCAAGGCUAUCGUCAAGUACCAGAUCACGGACCUCACCCUUGUCCCGUCUAUUGUCAUACGGCUAGUACGUGACCCUAUCGUUAAUGAUUACGACAUCUCCUGCGUGAAGCGCAUCGCGUGUGGUGCGGCUCCCCUUGGACAGGAAGUCAUCCAGCUGCUUGAGAAGAAGAUGCCGUGGACAGGGUUCAGGCAAAGCUACGGUAUGACGGAGUCAUGCUGCUGUCUCACAACUCACCCACCUGAAUUCUACAGCUACGAAUAUGCCAACAAUGGGGGGAUGCUUCUGGGCUCGACAAGAGUGAAAGUCAUCGACGUGGAUACAGGUAAAGAGCGAGGGCCAAACGAAAUAGGCGAAAUCCUGGCCAGCGGCCCACAGAUUGCAAUGGGCUAUCUCGCAAAUCCAAGAGAAUCGGCCGAGACCUUUGGUGCGGACGGCUUUCUACAUACAGGGGAUAUCGGCAGUAUCGAUGACCAAGGCUUCAUCCAUAUCGUUGACCGAAUCAAGGAGAUGAUCAAGGUCAAAGGCCAACAGGUCGCACCGGCCGAGCUAGAGCAUCUCUUACUAGGCCACCCUGAUGUUGACGAUUGCGCCGUGCUAGGGGUACCUGAUGAUUACAGUGCCGAACGGCCGAAGGCAUAUGUUGUGCUGAAGCGCACUGUGGAGCCCAGUGACGGUGUCGGGAGGAAACUAAUCCAGUAUGUGAAAGAGAGACGAGUGCGCUAUAAAUGGGUGAAGGAGAUCGAGUUUAUCGCCGAGAUACCGAAAAGCCCAAGUAGCAAGAUCCUGAGGAGAGUGUUGCGCGACAAAGAGAAAAGAGGGGAGAAGGGACAUGUUGUCAAGGAUGUUUCAGACUGGGCGAAACUGUAA